AUGAGUGAGUGGUACAGGAUGAAGAACGGUUUCAAUAAUAAACAUAAUUCUUCCGAAAUAUCGGUAGAGACUUCAUGUGAUAUAUCAGACUCUUUCAACAUAUUUUCUGAUAAUUUGAGCCCCAUACCGGCUGCAAUAGUGCCAAGGAAGUUGGAUUUUAGUUCUGUGGACGAUGAUGAGUGUAUUCGGAACACAUCACCGACUACAGCAUCCCUGAGUCCACCGUAUAAGAGAGUUAGAGCUUUGAAGUUGUUCGACAGUCCGCACACACCCAAGACCCUCCUGGAGAAGUGUUCCACGCCCUCACACCACACCUCCAGGAUCAGACUGUUCCCACCCAAAGUUACUGCACCCACAGGUAUGUCGGGCUCCAGUCAUCACCUCCACCCGCCGUCAGACGAGGACUCCGCCCUCGGCAGCCUGCCGCCCGACGACGACGACUGCCGCAGGAGACGACCGCUCGCUAACAUCAACCCCUUCACACCCGACGGUCAAGCGCUGAACAAGAAGAAGAGGGCGCUGUCCAAGACACCCACGCUGGGGGAGAGCACGCCCGAGAAACCUGCCAAGAGACUACGGGAGUCCAACAUCUCCCGGUACAACGUGGAGUUCAUGGAGCUGGGAGUGAUCGGCUCGGGGCAGUUCGGGCGAGUGGCGAGGGCGCUCAACAGGCUGGACGGGUGUGUGUACGCGCUCAAGAGGAGUCUGAGGCCCGUGGCCGGCUCGGCCGCGGAGAGGGCCGCGCUCAACGAGGUGUACGCGCACGCCGCGCUCGGCAAACACGAGCAUCUAGUGAGGUACUACUCGGCGUGGGCGGAGGACGACCACAUGAUCAUACAGAACGAGUACUGCGACGGAGGCUCGCUGCAGCAGAAGAUGGAGGCGGGGCCGCUGACUGAGGGCGAGCUGCUGCUGGUGUUGGCGCACGUGGCGGACGGGCUGGCCUACAUACACUCGCAGCAGCUCGUGCACAUGGACCUCAAGCCCGGGAACAUCUUCAUCUGCACGGACAGCGGCGCCGCCGUGGACUCGGACGACGGCUACGACGACGACGACCUGCCGCCCGCCACGCACAAGUACAAGAUAGGCGACCUGGGACACGUGACGUGCACCUCCUCGCCCUCCGUGGAGGAGGGGGACUGCCGCUACCUGCCCAAGGAGGUGCUGCAGGAGGACUUCACGCACCUCACCAAGGCGGACAUAUUCGCGUUCGGUCUGACGUUGUUCGAGGCGGGCGGCGGAGGUCCUCUGCCCAAGAACGGUCCUCAGUGGCACGCGUACAGAGACGGACACCUACCGACCUUACCUCAGCUGUCGAGGGAGUUCAACCAGCUACUCAAGAAAAUGGUGGACCCCGACCCGAGCCAGCGACCCUCGGCCGCCCGGCUGAGGAGACACGCGCUGCUGCACCCGGCCGGGAACAAGAGUAAGGCGCAGCUGAGGAGGGAGCUGGCCGCCGCCAGGCUCAAGAACGAACUGCUCACCAGGAAACUACAGGAGGCGGCCAGGUGUAUCAAGUCCCUGACGCCCGGCCUGUGUGGGGAGACCUCGCGGCCGAGGACACGAGCGGCGAGGAGGUCCGACGAGAACAGACAGGACAGACGGACCAACAUUUACAAAUACAACGAACAAUACACAGUAGAAGUCAGCAAAAACACGGAAUAUAUCAUGGAGUUCGCGGGGGACCUGGUCACGUACGACACUCCAGCCAGAGUGACGGUCGCCAGCGACUUCGCGAACAGAACCUACCCGUUGUUCGUGACGGCGCGGCAACAGAAAGGUGUGUUCUCGUGGCAGCUGCCCAUGCUGGUGCAGACCCCGGACUCGUCGGAGCAGUUCAGCAACAUCUCGCGCACGCUCUGCCCCCACAACAACAUCUUCUCCGAGGACGAGGACGCCUGCGAUGUCCCAUCACUAAACGUCCCGAUCGUCCACCUGACGUCGUCUUCCCCCGAUCCCAUCAAGGUCACUAUAUUCGUGGAGACCGUGAAGGACUUCUUCAUACAACAGAACUCGGUGACCAAUCUAACUAGCACCCCGAGUCAGCCGAAGUACUAUUUCUAUCCGUUCGACCAGGGGCCGAAUAGAAUGGUCGAUAUAGAGACGCAGAGUAUCAGGAAGAAGUACAUGUGUAAUAAGGACUUGGAUGAGACGGAGCAGGCCAAGCUGGACAGAUACCACGUUAAGAGUGAGGGCUGGCUGUCCCGCUCUCAGAGUGUGAUCGUGAUGAUAGAGUCUGAUGAUGACUUGUGCGCGGUCGUCUCCAUACAGAACUUUUCGUGUCCCGUGUUUGAUAACGAGCGGGACAUCUUGUACGACGGCUUCUACCUCACCAUGACCAGGAGGGGAGGCAUCACACUCACCCAAGACUCGUUUCCGUACGGGUUCUACAUCGUGUUCAUAGUGAAGACUUCAGACGAGGCGUGUUACAACAACACGGGCACGCCCAAGAUGGCGGCGGACUUUGAGUGGGGGGAGAGGUUGACGGUCAGCGCGGAGAACGGACGGGUCAAGACGUUCAGGGUAGUGCCGACUAUCUCCUACUCCCAGUACCUGCUCGGUGCCGCGGCUCCUCUCGCCUUCUUCUUGUCCUUCUACGUGGCGUUCGUCCUGGCCGUCGUGUGUCAGAGAAAAAGACCAGCGUCAGACCUGGAGCGGCUCGUCUCCCCGGACACUCCUCACGACGUGUCCGUCGUGUCGUCUCCGUGCCGUCGUCGUGUCGUCAACGACGCCAGCUGCAGCUCGGCGGGGGGCGCGGGGGAGGGAGAGGGGCAGGGAGCGUGCAGCUCGUCCUCGGACACAGAGUCGGACGUGUCCGGCGUGGAGGUGAACCCAGACAAACAGAUACGGUUGGACGGGAGGCUGUGUGUGGCGCACCUCGCGAGGUGUCGCCCGCGCGUGUUGUCGUCUCGCUCCCGCAUGUACCUGUGGGCCGUGUUGACGGUGGCCGUGUUCUACACGCUGCCCGUCAUCCAGCUCGUGGUCACCUACCAGCGGCUCCUCAACCAGUCGGGUAACCAGGACCUGUGCUACUUCAACUUCCUGUGCGCGCACCCGCUCGGCUCCCUGUCAGACUUCAACCACGUGUACUCCAACGUGGGCUACAUUCUGUUAGGAGCGCUGUUCCUGCUGCAGGUCAGGAGGAGACACGUGCGGGCCGAGGCGAGGGGGCAGUCGGAGGUGGGCAUCCCUCAGCACUGGGGCCUGCUGUACUCGCUGGGCGUGUCUCUGUUGUCGGAGGGCCUGCUGUCCGCCGCCUACCACGUGUGUCCCAACAGCAUGAACUUUCAGUUUGACACGUCCUUCAUGUACGUGACGUCGGUGCUGUGCAUGGUCAAGAUCUACCAGUCGCGUCACGCCGACAUCAACGCGCGCGCUCACGCCACCUUCGGCGUGCUGGCGCUCAUCAUAUUCAUAGGUGAGGACGAACGAGACUCAUGUCUCGUGGGUGUACUGAACGCCAACCUGUACUUCUGGGUCCUGUUCACGGCGCUACACCUCGUCACGUGUCUCGUCCUCACCUUCCAGAUAUAUUACUUGGGACGGUUUAAAUUCGACCUGUCGGCCGCGUGUCGCGGGUGCCGCUCGCUGCUGCUGGGCCGCCUGCCCGCGCCGGCUCACUGCGGCCGCCUGGUGCUGCUGCUGCUCGCCAACAUGUCCAACUGGGCGGUCGCCGCUUACGGCCUGUCUCAACACAGCCGCGACUUCGCGUCGCACCUGCUGCUGGUCCUCAUGAGCAACCUGUUCCUGUACACUCUGUUCUACAUCGUCAUGAAGCUGCUGCACCGGGAGAGCAUCCGCUGGUACAGCUGGGUGUUCAUCUUCCUCACGUACUCGGUGUGGUUCAGCUCCAGCUACUUCUACCUGGACCUCAGCACCAACUGGGCCCUCUCCCCGGCCCAGUCCCGCCGCCACAACCGCGUGUGCUCCCUGCUGCAGCUGUUCGACUCGCACGACUCGUGGCACUUCUUAUCUUCCAUCGCGAUGUUCUUCUCCUUCAACAUGUACCUCACCAUCGACGACAACCUCAACCACGUGCCGCGGACUGAGAUCAUGGUGUUCUAG
Molecule: messenger RNA, 4065 nt
Organism: Danaus chrysippus (African queen)
Lineage: Eukaryota; Metazoa; Arthropoda; Insecta; Lepidoptera; Nymphalidae
Source: the annotation of a GenBank genome assembly